Sodiomyces alkalinus F11 is the source of this 5214-nucleotide messenger RNA. RefSeq lists its product as hypothetical. The record is from RefSeq and is a predicted model, not a curated record. NCBI's taxonomy places the organism in Eukaryota, Fungi, Ascomycota, Sordariomycetes, Glomerellales, Plectosphaerellaceae. Gene Ontology annotation, molecular function: ABC-type transporter activity; ATP binding; ATP hydrolysis activity. Gene Ontology annotation, cellular component: membrane. Bases 345 to 4916 code for a protein of 1523 amino acids. Gene Ontology annotation, biological process: transmembrane transport. The transcript has 2 exons.
GGGGGACAAACCGGGGGAAAAAAAGAAAAGAAAAAAACUAUCUUAGUUCACCAAAAUCCCUUCCACUCCUUCCUCUUCUCCUCUUCUCUUCUCUCAGGACUCUGCUAAACUGGGGAUCUUCUAUCUUCUUUCCUUCUCUCCUUUUCUUUCUUCUCCUUCCCUCCUUUACUUUAAUCUCUAUACUCUUAAUUUCUUCCCCACGCUCCUUUACACCCCAUUCUUCAGUCUCGUCCCUAAUUAACCGUCUAACCGCUGUCCAGACGACAUCAGAACGAGAACCUUCAUAAACUCUCUCUCUUAAUCGGCAGCGCGCCCCGAACGGCGUCGCAAUCCCACUGCCUACCAUGUCCGUCCCCGGAAUCUCCGGCAUCCCCACCAACUACGAUGCCACUGCCGAGCAGGUCGCCGCCCCUGAAUCCCAAGACUCGGCCGGCACCCGUGCUACCUCGGUCACCGAGGUCGCUCACAGUGACACCACCCGCCGCGGCGACGAUAAGGCCGACGCCGCCGCCGCCGCUGACGCCAUCGAGUCCGACGAUGGGGAACACGAAGAGCGCGAAGAGAUGAACCGCCGCCUUUCCAUGGUCCACGAUCUCGCGAGGAAAUACUCCCGGGCCUCUUCCACCGGCGCCCACAUCUCCCAGGGCACCAACCCCUUCCUGGCCUCCGAAGACCCGGACUCACCACUCAACCCGCAAUCCGAGAAGUUCAAUGCCCGCGCCUGGGCCAAGGCCGUCGUCGACCUCAUCACUUCCGAGGGUGGUGGGAUGCGCACCUCGGGAAUCGCCUUCCAAAACCUCAACGUCUUCGGCUAUGGUCAAGCCAGCGAUUUCCAGAAGGAUGUCGCCAACAUCUGGCUGGGUGCCGUCGGUGCCGUCACCCGCCGCUUCUUCCCCCAGAGCCAGCGCCGCAUCGACAUUCUACGGGAUUUCGAUGGUGUUGUCCAUAAGGGCGAGAUGCUCGUCGUCCUCGGCCCGCCCGGUUCCGGCUGCUCCACGCUGCUCAAGACCAUUGCCGGCGAGACCAAUGGCAUCUACACCGACAAGAACUCCUACUUCAACUACCAGGGCAUGACGGCCAAGGAAAUGCACACUCACCACCGAGGCGAGGCCAUCUACACCGCCGAGGUCGACGUGCACUUCCCCAUGUUGAGUGUCGGUGAUACUCUCACUUUCGCCGCCCGUGCCCGCCGGCCCCGUCAGAUGCCCGACGGCCUGGAUCCCACCGUCUUCUCCAACCACCUCCGGGACGUCGUCAUGGCCAUGUUCGGCAUUUUGCACACCGUGGACACCCGCGUCGGCAACGACUACAUCCGUGGCGUCUCCGGCGGCGAGCGCAAGCGUGUCACCAUUUCCGAGGCCGCCCUCUCGGGCGCCCCCCUGCAGUGCUGGGACAACUCGACACGUGGUCUCGAUUCGGCGAACGCCAUCGAGUUCUGCAAGACCCUCCGCCUCCAGACCGAGCUCUUCAACACCACCGCCUGUGUGUCCAUCUACCAGGCUCCGCAGAGCGCCUACGACCUGUUCGACAAGGUCAGCGUCCUGUACGAGGGCUACCAGAUUUUCUUUGGCCGCGCCGACGAGGCGAAGCAGUACUUUGUCGAUCUCGGCUUCCACUGCCCCGCUCGCGCCACCACCCCGGAUUUCCUCACCUCCAUGACGUCCCCCGCCGAGCGCAUCGUCCGCGAAGGAUUCGAGGGCCGUGUCCCGCGCACCCCCGAAGACUUCGCCGCCGCCUGGAAGAGCAGUGCGCACUACAGGAAGCUGCAGGCCGAGAUCGAGCAGUACAAGGAGUCCCACCCCCUGAACGGACCUGAUGCCGAGGCGUUCCGUGCCGCGAAGCAGGCCCAGCAGGCCAAGGGCCAGCGGAAGAAGAGCCCUUAUACCCUGUCCUACACGCAGCAGGUCCAGCUCUGUCUCUGGCGUGGUUGGAGGCGUCUUAUGGGUGACCCCAGUCUUACCGUCGGUUCGCUUAUCGGCAACACCGUCAUGGCCUUGAUUGUCUCUUCCGUCUUCUUUAACAUGGAGGAAACGGCCGACAGCUUCUUCCGCAGAGGCGCUCUCAUCUUCUUUGCCCUCCUGAUGAAUGCCUUUUCUAGUGCCCUCGAGAUUCUUACCCUGUACGCCCAGCGACCCAUCGUCGAGAAGCACAGCCGUUAUGCCCUGUAUCAUCCCUCCGCCGAAGCCGUGUCGUCCAUGCUCUGCGAUAUGCCGUACAAGGUCGCCAACUCCAUCGUCUUCAACGUCAUCAUCUACUUCAUGACCGGUCUACGACGGGAAGCAGGCCCCUUCUUUUUCUUCCUGCUCGUCUCCUUCUCCGCCGUUCUGGUCAUGUCGAUGAUUUUCCGAACCAUCGCCUCGUCGUCCCGCUCGCUGUCGCAGGCCCUCGUCCCUGCCGCCAUCCUCAUUCUCAUCCUCGUCAUCUUCACCGGCUUCGUCGUGCCCGUGCGUUACAUGCUCGGAUGGUGCCGCUGGCUCAAUUACGUCGAUCCCUUGGCCUACGCCUUCGAAGCCCUCAUCGUGAACGAGUUUAACGGCCGUGAGUUCAUUUGCACCCAGUUCCUACCGCCCUAUCCCGACGCGGCCCGAGAGAACAAGGUCUGCAAUUCGGUGGGCGCCAUCGCCGGCAGCGACUACGUCAGCGGUACCGUGUAUGCUUCCUCCAUGUUUUCGUAUGAAUGGAGCAACCGCUGGCGCAACUUCGGUAUCCUGAUCGCCUUUGUGUUCUUCUUCCUUGCCACCUACAUGAUCGCCGCCGAGCUGGUUUCCGAGAAGAAAUCCAAGGGCGAGGUCCUCGUCUUCCGCCGCGGCCACAAGCCGGCGGUUCUCAAGGAAAAGGGCGGUGCCGAGGAGGACCCGGAGGACAUGGUUCGCGUGGGUCCCAUCACCACGGCCGACCGGUCUCGCAUCGUCCAGCAAGGCGGGAAAGAUGCCAACCUCCAGCAGUCGACUUCCGUCUUCCAUUGGGACGAUGUAUGCUAUGAUGUCAAGAUCAAGGGGGAGACGCGACGUAUCCUGGACCACGUGGACGGCUGGGUCAAGCCGGGAACGCUCACGGCGCUCAUGGGCGUCUCCGGCGCUGGCAAGACCACCCUCCUGGACUGUUUGGCUGACCGGACGUCCAUGGGCGUCAUCACCGGCGACAUGCUCGUCGACGGCUGGACGCGGGAUACUUCGUUUCAGCGCAAGACGGGUUAUGUCCAGCAGCAGGAUCUCCACUUGGAGACGACGACGGUGCGCGAAGCGCUCAACUUUUCCGCCCUGCUCCGUCAACCUGCCCAUGUCCCCAAGGCGGAGAAGCUCGCCUAUGUCGAUGAGGUGAUCAAGCUGCUCGAGAUGGAGGAAUAUGCCGACGCCGUCGUCGGUGUGCCCGGUGAAGGUCUUAACGUCGAGCAACGCAAGCGCCUCACCAUCGGUGUCGAGCUUGCGGCCAAGCCUCCUCUUCUGCUCUUCGUCGACGAACCGACUUCUGGCCUCGACUCGCAGACGUCCUGGGCCAUCCUGGACCUGCUGGAGAAGCUGACCAAGUCGGGCCAGGCGAUUCUCUGCACGAUCCAUCAGCCCUCGGCUAUGCUCUUCCAGCGGUUCGACCGGCUCCUCUUCCUGGCCAAGGGCGGCAAGACGGUGUACUUUGGAGACAUUGGUGAGAACUCCAAGACUAUGACGUCGUACUUCGAACGCAACGGCGGCUUCCCCUGCCCCGCGGACGCCAACCCGGCCGAGUGGAUGUUGGAGGUGAUCGGUGCGGCGCCGGGCUCGCAUUCCGACAUGGAUUGGUACGACGCGUGGCGGAGCAGCCCCGAAUACGCGGCCACCAAGGCCGAGCUGAAGCGUCUCCGUGACGAGCGGUCGCCGGACCCGGCGUCGGCGCUGAACAAGGAGGACGCCGCGUCCUACCGCGAAUUCGCCGCGCCGUUCUGGGAGCAGCUCCGGCUCGUGUCGCACCGCGUGUUCCAGCAGUACUGGCGCAGCCCGUCGUACAUCUACUCCAAGACGUCUCUCUGCAUCCUCGUCGCCCUCUUCAUUGGAUUCGUUUUCUACAAUGCGCCCAACUCGAUCCAGGGCAUGACCAACCAGAUGUUCGCCAUCUUCAACAUCAUGACCAUCUUCGGGCAGCUCGUGCAGCAGACCAUGCCCUACUUUGUCAUCCAGCGGUCGCUGUACGAGGUGCGCGAGCGGCCGUCCAAGGCGUACUCGUGGAAGGUGUUUAUGCUGUCGCAGAUCAUUGCCGAGCUUCCGUGGAACACGCUCAUGGCCUUGUUCAUGUACGUCUGCUGGUACUACCCGGUCGGGCUGUACAACAACGCGGCGGCGGCGGGCCAGACGACGGAGCGCGGCGCGCUCAUGUUCUUGUUCCUCUGGGUCUUCCUCCUCUUCACGUCGACCUUUACGGAUUUCAUGAUCGCCGGGUUCGAGACGGCGGAGGCGGGCGCCAACAUCGCCAACGUGCUGUUCAUGAUGUGCCUGAUCUUCUGCGGUGUGCUGGUCAACCCUUCCGACAUGGAGAGCUUUUGGAUCUUCAUGUACUACAUCUCGCCCUUCACGUACAUCGUCAGCGGCAUGCUCUCGACGGCGCUGGCCAACACGCGGGUCGAGUGCGCGGACAACGAGCUGGUGCCGAUCGUGCCGCCCACGGGCAUGACGUGCACGGAGUACCUGGACCCGUUCCUGGAGCAGGUCGGCGGCUACCUGACGCCCGACUCGGUCAACUCGACGGAGCAGUGCCACAUGUGCCCCAUGGGCGACACCAACACGUUCCUGGCGUCGGUGCGGUCGGAUUACGGCGACCGGUGGCGCAACUUUGGGGUGGCGUGGAUCUACAUCGUGUUCAACGUUUUCGGUGCCCUCGCGCUGUACUGGCUGGUGCGGGUGCCUAAGAAGAACGGCAUCUUUGGCAGGAAGAAGAAGCAGGAGUAAUACUGAAGGGGAAUCCAAUAAAAAAAAUAAAAAAUAAAAGAAAAGGGGGAGAGUGGUUUUGCGUAUCUUGGAGGAUAUAUCCCCGGCUGGCAAUCGCCAUGCCAUACAAUGCCUUGCGUUGGCGGUAUUUGUCUUAUAUUCUUGUGUAUAUAGAUGUUAGAUGUUUGGAUCCCGCAUGCCCGCCCCCCCUCUCUCUUGUUACGGAGCAGAUAUGGGCAUGGGACGGAGAAUCAUUUGCUGCGUGCAAUGGCUGUAAGACAUGCUAUAGCGACUUGACAUCAUACGAUAAUAGACGGUU